UCGCACGGCGGUCGUGCCAACCCAGCCCGGCGGACACCUCGCGGCCGUGCCUCGCGUCGCCUGGCUCCUUGUCUCCGCGUCCGCGUCAUCGCCGUGCAGAUAGACAGGUCGGCCCGUCGGCCCGCGAGUGAUGGUCCUGGCCGAGCGCGCGGGGAAAGCCCGGCCGUCCUGCCGCCGUCGCGUCGCGCGCUCCUCCAACGAGGCCCCGAACCUGUCAGCGGUGAAACCCUGAAACCUGCUGGAGGCAGUGCAGUGCCCCCGCCACGACGCGCCACGCGCCACCGAGGUUGGUGGCAGUGUCGCUACCGAGACCGAGGCUACGCGGCUACGCCAGGCGGGCCGCCAUGUUGACCUGAGGUGUCAUGGCGGCGUCCGCACGAUGCCUCCGCUACCUGGCCCUGGUCGCUGACGUCCUGUUCAUGGUGGUGGGGCUGACGGCGGCGGUGUUGCUGCUGGUGCUGCUGCUGCCCCUCGUGUCCCUGCUCACCAUCCCCAAGUGGCUGCUGCUGCCGCUGCUGCUGCCGCUAGCGCCCGCCCUGGUGGCCAUCCCCCUCGGCUUCGUGGCCUUCAGCGUGACGCGCAGCGAGCGCCGCUGGAGGCUCAUCGGGGUCACGGUGCUGCAGGCCCUCGCCGCGGUGUGCAUGGCGGUGCUGGCGGGCUGGCAGGUGUUCCUGUGGUUCAGCCCCCGCGUCGAGGCCGACUUCGCCGUGCUCAUGAACGAGUCCCUGCUCGACCCCAAGUGGCACACCGCGUUCGCUGAGCUCCGCUGCUGCGGCCCGGCCGGCCCCGCGUCCUUCCACGGCUCCUCGGGGAUCCCGUCGGCCUGCUGCCUCCGCGACGAGCCCGCCCCCGGGUCCGGCGCCGCCCCGGGCCCGGGCCACUGCUCCCAGCUGUACUCGCAGGGCUGCGUGCGCCCCGCCACGUCCCGCAUCCGCGCCGUGCUCCGGGACAGCGCGGCCGUGCACGGCGGCGCGGCGCUCCUCAUGUUUUUGUGUGCGGUGUCGUCAGCCUUCUUCGCCGAAGCUCUCAAGCGAGCAAGCGAAAAGAGGCGCGAACAGCAAUCGGCACAGGAGGAGAAGCCGCUCCGUUCUCCAAUGCUGAACCAAAAGUUCUGAACAGUAAUGCUGGAGAGCUUACUUAAUAUUUCUGUGAUAAAUUUGUGAAAUGGAUUCAUCUGAGUAGUGCCAGCUUAUGUUUUUGGCAGAUUUUGCGUUGACUCCGACAAGCUGUGCAUACUACUGUAGGUUUUUUGUGUUUUUUUAAUCAUUUAAAUAAAUGUUGAAGUUUACACAAAAGAA
This is a messenger RNA of Thrips palmi, 1298 nucleotides long. RefSeq lists its product as uncharacterized. The record is from RefSeq and is a predicted model, not a curated record. The transcript has 5 exons. Bases 363 to 1115 code for a protein of 250 amino acids. Gene Ontology annotation, cellular component: membrane. NCBI's taxonomy places the organism in Eukaryota, Metazoa, Arthropoda, Insecta, Thysanoptera, Thripidae.